UUUUUACUCUUUCUCUUUUCUCUUUACUUCUUCCAAUGACAGACACAAACAGACUUUCAUUACACAUUGAUAUUCAUCAACAUACAGCUGAAAAUAUACCUGAAGAAGCUGACAUUACUGAAAUUGUUCCCCAUGUUGUCAAUGAUCCACCUAAACCAUCUUCACCUGAAAGAGAACACAACAUGCGUGAUUCUGAAUCAGAAGAAGACGUAACAGAAGAGAAUGUUCAUGCUACACUAGAGCAGUUAGAUAAUACUGCAAGUGAAGAUACUUUUACGAAUGGCACUGUCAAUCAAGAAGAGCAUGUGCACCCGACUACGAUAAACACAAGGGGACGUAGUGUAAGUAACGUCCAUCCAGGUACUCAGCACACCGGCAUCUUGCCUCGCUCACAACGUGUAUGGGAAAUGGACAGACAGGCACCUGAAUGUAGGCGUUGUCAUCGACGCUUUAAUUUCCUAGUCCGUAGACAUCAUUGUCGUCGAUGUGGACAAAUUGUCUGCGACAAGUGUAGUUCAAAUCGAUUAAGGCUGCCCGUAGAAGAGCUUGUUGAAGAUCCCAUGAUACCUCCUUCUCAAUACCCACAUUUGGCUUCUCAAACACAGCGUGUCUGUGAUACUUGUUUUCGAGAACCCAUUCGUCGUUCGUCUGAAUCAUAUAGAAGGAGAAGCAGCCGAGCUGCUUAUGGAUCAAACAUGAGAAGAACAGAUAGUGCACAGAGUUUGAUGAUCGACUGUCCUGUGUGUGGACAGACAUUUUUGGGUAUGCAAAAGGGCGAACAAGAAGCACAUUUACAACGAUGUUUAAAUGUGGGAAGUCCUCCUGUACAAUCACCCCGUUAUAUUGUGUAUGAAUUAUCGGCUGAAUCAACACAGAUUGGAGAUGAAUGUCCUAUUUGUUUUGACGAGUUUGAACAAGGUAAGGAAAGACAACAAAGGCAUUUGUAUCUCAUCAUGCUAUAUUAGGUGAUCAAAUUUCAAGAAUGAUUUGUUUAUGUUCAUAUCAUCAACAUUGUCUAGCAUCAUGGCUACAAAGAGGCAGAGGAUGUCCAGUACAUUAUGACUCACUUCAGACGGAAUAGAAGUCUACGUCUUUAUAUAUAUAUAUAUAUAUUUGCAUUGUAUUUACCCAUUAUUACCUUUUUCUCUCUUUUUAAUUAUUGUACAAAGAUCUCCUCUUUAUAACAAAAUAAAAUCAUAUUUAGCACAAGACAAAUACAAGCCAACUACUUGUUUAAUCAAAAAGAGAUAAAUUAAAUACAAAACUAUAAAUAAGCUGUAAUCAAUUCAGUUUCUUUUUUUUUUUCACCUAACAAUAUGUCUCAAGAAACCUCUUCCAAAAGACAA
Molecule: messenger RNA, 1346 nt
Organism: Gilbertella persicaria
Lineage: Eukaryota; Fungi; Mucoromycota; Mucoromycetes; Mucorales; Choanephoraceae
Product: FYVE zinc finger-domain-containing protein
Exons: 3
Coding region: 36-965 (309 amino acids)
Molecular function (GO): metal ion binding
Source: RefSeq, a predicted model, not a curated record